AUGACAAUCCGAGUAGCCAUUAUCGGUGCAGGCCCUGGUGGCCUGGUGACCCUCAAAACCCUGCUGGAAGCAUCCAAGCCCGACCGGCAGAUCGAGGCAUACCUUUUCGAAGCUGAGUCCGAUGUGGGCGGUACAUUCAAUUAUCGCUCCUAUGAGAAUGCCGAAUUGGUUAGCAGUAAGCAAUUGACCACAUUCUCGGAUCACCGCUUGCCGUUGGAGACUCCCGACCAUGUGUCACUACCCGAAUACGUCGACUAUCUUAGGUCUUAUGUUGAGCGAUUUAACUUGGCACCGUAUAUCAAGUUUAACUCCCCCGUGAUUCGCGUGUCCCCGCUCGAUGAUGAUUCUAAAUGGGCUCAUCGAGUACGUUAUGUGGACCGGAAUGGCGAAGACGAAACCAAGGAGAGCAUUUUUGAGUGCUCGCAUAUUGCGGUUUGCACUGGACUUCAUGUUGAGCCGAAUAUUCCUGAUAUUCCAGGCAUCGAGAAUAUCAAGGGUGAUGUAUUCCACUCAUCGCUUUACAAGGGCCGUGAUCAAGUUGCUGGAAAGAGAGUUCUUGUCUUAGGAUGCGGUGAAACAGCCAUGGAUAUUGCCUAUGAGUCUAUCAAAGCCAAUGCUGAAUCAGUCACCAUGUGUUUCCGCACGGGCUUCCUCUUUUCCCCAAGCAGCUCAGCCGAUUCCAGUGGAGGACUUCCAAUCGAUGGCCUCAUUACCAAUCUCUUCGAAACUGCAUAUGUCCAUCAGGCCGUCGCUCAAAGCCGCUUACGCUGGUUCAUUUCGGACUUUGUGAUCAAACGAGUUCUCUGGUUUUUAACUGGAACCCAGGCUGGUAUGAACCAGCAUGUCGGUGCUCUCCCCAACGACCGACUGGGCAGAGCUUUUGUCUUCCUCAACAAGAGCAGCAAGGCGAUGCCUUAUCUCAAUCGCCCUUAUAAGACGCAUAACCCGUUUCUAGCAUACAUCGGUAAUCGCUAUAUUGAUCCUCCGGAGGAUGCUGCAUCCGAUCGAGUCGUUGACACUUGCACCUGGCCGGAGUAUGUUGAUGAUACAGGCCGAGUUCAUUUCCAGUCAAACCCGAAAAGGAAGGAUUGGCAGCGGUUGAAGGAUAGAAACAUCCAGCCAAACUGUGUGGUUUACUGCUCUGGAUACAAACAAACCUUUCCUUACCUCGAUCCAUCAUACCCAACAGCAUCAGACGCCCAAAUCCGAAACAUCAUCAAUCCCUCACAUCCAGACAUCUCAUUCAUCGGCUUCGUCCGUCCCGGCGUUGGGGCAAUUCCACCUAUAGCCGAACAACAAGCGAUGUGGUGGACCACCCUGAUCACAGGGCGCAUGCAAAUUCCCACAGAUCCCCCACACUACCAUCUCCUCGCAGCCAAGAGUUCUCGAAUCCAAUACGGCGUCGAUCACAGCGCUUACAUGAGCACUUUAGCCAAGGACUUCGGCGGUGCGCCCAGUCUACUUGAGCUGUAUCGUCGACAUGGCCUCCAGAUCCUACUAAUCUACUGCUUUGGUGCAUCUUUUGUUACAUUUUACAGAUUGAUGGGUCCAUUUGAGUCAUCCGUUGCGCCUGAGAUUGCGCGGACGGAAUUGGCGGAGACUAUUCUUCGACGUGGUUAUAUUGGAAAUCUCUUCUUUGGAGCUAUUCCGAUGCUGUUCUAUGGUGUCGUUAAUGCUGUCGCGUAUUUGCUUGACAAGGUUGGACUGCUUCCGAGUGAAGCGGAGGUUGAUUGUGGUGAAAUGUCUAAACGGGUCUAA
Molecule: messenger RNA, 1758 nt
Organism: Penicillium malachiteum
Lineage: Eukaryota; Fungi; Ascomycota; Eurotiomycetes; Eurotiales; Aspergillaceae
Product: flavin-containing monooxygenase
Exons: 6
Coding region: 1-1758 (585 amino acids)
Molecular function (GO): N,N-dimethylaniline monooxygenase activity; NADP binding; flavin adenine dinucleotide binding
Source: RefSeq, a predicted model, not a curated record